Halichondria panicea is the source of this 3764-nucleotide messenger RNA. RefSeq names its product 26S proteasome non-ATPase regulatory subunit 2-like. Bases 487 to 3630 code for a protein of 1047 amino acids. Gene Ontology annotation, cellular component: proteasome storage granule; proteasome regulatory particle, base subcomplex; proteasome complex. NCBI's taxonomy places the organism in Eukaryota, Metazoa, Porifera, Demospongiae, Suberitida, Halichondriidae. Gene Ontology annotation, biological process: regulation of protein catabolic process; proteasome-mediated ubiquitin-dependent protein catabolic process. The record is from RefSeq and is a predicted model, not a curated record. The transcript has 20 exons. Gene Ontology annotation, molecular function: protein binding; enzyme regulator activity.
UGAUCACUUUCCAGACGUAGACUUGAAGAUUCCUGAAGUCACCAUAAGGUUCUCGAUGUACUGAUUGAGCACAUGAUUCUCGGCCUUUAGUUUAGAGUUUUCUUCCUUCACAGAGUUGACCCUUUGAGACAAGUCGUGUAGAGUGUUCUGGAGGUCUAGGAUCUGUGCAAUCAGCACUUCCUUCUCCCCACCGUCCAUAUCUUGGGUAGAGUCAUCUGACAUAGGUUCAACACUGGGCUGACGCUGACGCACUGGAGAUGUCUUUAGGUCUUGUGGCUGGGUAGGUCUGUGUGUCUUAUACUUUGCUUGAGCCGUUCUUUCAGCCAUGUAAGCCUCAAUCCAAGUUCAAACAAGUUCUUUUAGUGCUUUUUGUGUGUCGACCAGUGAUCUAAUUUAGAUUUAUUUCCAAAUAAUGCCAAGUAUUGCUGCCUGUACCUCACGUGUAAAUAUACAAGAAGAACCACUUCUCAAGUGCUAGUGAGAGUCAUGUCAGAAUCAGUCACAGUGUCCUCUCUACUGGAACUAGUGGAGAGGCUGUUUGCCAAGCCCCCUUCAAUCCAGAAAGUGUCAGAGGAAUCUGCAACUCCCUACCUCAACUCACCCGUGUCGAACGUUGGGGAGGCUCCCAUCAAAGAUCUACUAGCGGCAGAGAAUAUAUCCUCCCCUAAAGAACAACGAGAAUACAAUGAGCAUGUAUCCACGGGCACGCUCCUCCACCUGCUGGCCUAUGUGGGUCGACACGAGGCUGUAGAGUGGCUCCUCAAGACUGGAGCAUAUGUCCAUAGCAAGAACACAGACGGCUCCACCCCCCUCCAUGUGGCUGCCCUGAACCACCACCCUGAGACCAUUAGAGUGCUCCGGUUCUUCCAUGCUGAUGCACACACGGAGAAUAGGCAAGGCAAGACUGCAGUGGACUUCAGUGAGGAGGACAAUGUUAAAGAGGCACUGCUCGAGCACAGGUUCUCAGCCGAGACGGUAGAAGAUGAGUUUCUCCAGGAAAGAUUCGAGGGCCUAGUAGAGAGAGUUACAAACCCCAAAUCACCAGAAGAUGAGCUGCAAAGCCUCCUCUGUCUCCGCUCAGAGAUUAGAAUAUCAACAGCCUCGAUGACCUCUGUACCCAAACCCCUCAAGUUUCUUCGAGACCACUUCACAAAACUGGAGGAAGUCUAUGAGAAGAUGGAGACCUCAGACUCUAAGCUAGUUCUGGGUGACGUGCUCUCUGUGCUGGCUAUGGCCGUCGAGGACACUGGUAACAAGUGCCUCAACUAUCGCCUUGAGGGGUCCAAGGAACGAGUCAGCUCAUUCGGUCAUCCUUAUAUCAGACGACUGUGCUCCCAGCUGCCUGACGUGUGGACCACCACCACUUCCCCUGAGGACACCCUCCUAGGUCUGGUGAGGGACAUCUGUGUGUACUGCCUCAAGCACAGUGCUGAGGCUGAGGCCUGUGACCUGCUCAUGGAGAUUGAGAAGGUGGAGCUCAUCAGUGAACUAGUGUCUGAGGAUAUCUAUGAGAGGGUCUGUCUCUAUCUAACCAGCUGUGUCAAGUAUGUCCCUGAGCCAGAGGACUCUGUUCUGUUGAAUACUGCCCUCAAGAUAUUCCGCCAGUUUCACUGCUACCCCCAGGCCCUGCGUCUGGCCCUCAUGCUAAACAACCAGGCUCUAGUCAAGGAGCUCUUCUUAGAGUGCCCUAACAAGUUGGUUCGCAAGCAGCUGGCCUUCAUACUAGCCCGGCAGCAGGUGUUCCUAGAGCUGGAUGAUGCAGGCUUGGAGGAGACUGUUGACCUCACAGACAUCAUGUCCAACGUCCUCCUCAACAACAACUUCCUGGCCCUCGCUAGAGAGUUGGACAUAAUGGACCCUAAAGUGCCUGAGGACAUAUACAAGACCCACCUGGAACAUGCUCGUUUCAGCACGGCCAAUACAGUCGACUCAGCACGUGCCAAUCUCGCCUCCUCCUUUGUUAACGGUUUUGUCAAUUGUGGCUUUGGAGAAGACAAACUUCUUACAGCUGACGGGAACAAGUGGAUCUACAAGCACAAGAGCUACGGGAUGAUGAGUGCAACCGCCUCUCUGGGCCUGAUCCUACUCUGGGACGUGGACGGGGGAUUGACACAGAUCGAUAAGCUGCUCUAUACCAAUGAUGACUUUAUCAAGGCUGGAGCUCUGCUUGCCCUAGGACUGGUGAAUGUGGGGGUGAGGAAUGAGUGUGACCCAGCACUGGCUCUACUUACUGACUAUGUCCUGCAUCCCAUCAACAUCAUGAGGCUUGGCUCUGUCAUAGGACUUGGACUGGCCUAUGCUGGAUCCAUGAGGGAUGAUGUCAUCGAUGUGCUGACUCCAGUCAUGUGGGAGGAGAAGACAACCUUCGAGGUGGUGUGUCUAGGAGCUCUUUCCUCUGCACUGGUGGCCGUGGGGAGCUGCAAUGGAGAGUUGACUGAGAGCUACCUCCAGAUCAUGAUGGAACGCGAUCCAGCCGACCUAACCAAGACUUCCGUCCGCUACCUAGCCCUGGCCCUGGCCUUGCUCUACCUGGGAAAGCAGGAUGCUGUGGAUGCCACCAUGCUGGCUCUGAAGGUCAUCCCUGAACCUCUCUACUCAUUUGCAGCUGCUCUGUUGGAGACCUGCGCGUAUGCUGGCACUGGCAAUGUGCUCAAGAUCCAGUCUCUGUUACACGUAUGCAGUGAGUUCCACAAGCCAAAGAAAGAGGGGGAGGAGUCUGAGGAGGCUGAGGAGACCACACCCACCACCACCACCAAGGGGGCAGAGUCGAAGGCUAAAGCGGCCAAAGACAAAGGAAAGAAGCCAGAUAAGGAGACUGAGCCUGGUUCUCUGAGCGAGCCAGGGAGUUAUCAGUCCAUCUCUGUGCUGGGAAUAGCCCUGAUUGCCAUGGGGGAGGACAUUGGGGCAGAGAUGGCGAUGAGGACUUUCAACCAUCUACUCCACUACGGUGACCCCCCCAUCCGUCGUGCUGUCCCUCUGGCCCUAGCGCUCCUCUCAACUUCUAACCCCAAGCUACCAGUACUGGACAUGCUCCAUAAGUUCUCCCAUGAUAGUGACCCGACUGUGGCCAGGAACGCUGUGUUCAGUAUGGGAAUAGUCGGCUGUGGUACUAACAACGCACGACUGGCCGGCAUGCUCAGGAACUUGGCUCAAUUCUAUCACAAAGAGCCACAGGAUCUGUUCAUGGUCAGACUGGCACAGGGUCUCACUCACCUGGGUAAGGGGACCCUCACCCUCAAUCCCUAUCACUCUGAUCGUAUGCUUCUCUCCCCUGUGGCCCUGGCUGGACUACUCAUCGCCAUGGUCUCCAUGUUAGACUCCUCAAACAUUGUUCUGAAGGACGCCCACUACAUGCUGUUCUACAUGGCCCCUGCCAUACAGACUAGGAUGUUGGUGACCUUCGAUGAGGCUCUCAACCCUCUACCAGUCACUGUCAGAGUUGGGCAGGCUGUGGACGUGGUGGGUCAGGCAGGCAAGCCCAAGACCAUCACUGGGUUCCAAACGCACACCACCCCUGUGUUGCUAGGAUACGGAGAGAGAGCCGAGCUUGCUACUGAAGAAUAUGUGACGCUGACUCCCAUUGUAGAGGGCUUUGUCAUUCUCAAGAAGAACCCAGACUAUGAAGAGUAGCUAGCUUGAAUGAGACUAGGACAUACACUAGUACUUAAUGUAUUAAAUCACUCUUCUAAAUGCUCAUUUUAUUAUGUUAAGUUGUGUCUUUGACUUGACUUGACACGUACGAUUAUAAUUAUUGUCUUAUUCAA